This is a messenger RNA of Purpureocillium lilacinum, 261 nucleotides long. RefSeq lists its product as uncharacterized. NCBI's taxonomy places the organism in Eukaryota, Fungi, Ascomycota, Sordariomycetes, Hypocreales, Ophiocordycipitaceae. The record is from RefSeq and is a predicted model, not a curated record.
AUGUCUUCUCCCCAGUCCGGCUUCUUCCUCUCCCUGGCCCCGGCCACGUCCUCUUCCUACCCGCGCGCUCCGGCCAGCCGCGCCCCUCUCUCAGCCAGCAACAACACGCCCCCGGUCGAGCAGCCGCAGGAGCAGCAGCAGCCGUCGUCGAGGCGAUCAUCCAGCUCCAGCAGCACCGGCUACAAGGUGCUCAAGCUGGGGCCCGUCCACUGGGGCGAGCACCUCGACGACCACAAGCUCGACUACCACGAGACGCCAUGA